AAUCACAACAGCGUGUUUUUCGGAAGUGAAUUAAAGUUGUUGAGAUGUUGAGUGGACUUUGAACCCGGUGCUUUCCGUGCAGCAGCGGGCUGCUUCCCCCUCGGUUCUAAAUUUAGGUGUCGAGAGUCACACCUCUGUGGAUCUGCUGACAGCAGGAGAAGUCUCACUUCCUCUGUUUUUUUUCACGGGACGAGUCUCUGUUCCCUCUCCUCUUCUUAAGCCCACACAGAUCAUGCUUAAGGUUUAAUCAUAAGCUGUCUGUCAGUGUGUUUGUGAUGUCUGGAGUCGGGACGGAGGUGUGGGGCGUCUGCCUCCUAACGCUGUGUUUUGCCUCUUUCCACGUGACUGCACUCAAACCUCAACUUUUUACCAUUCGGGGUGGAGGGCUGCCUUCCUCCUCAGAUCCCCCCAUCAGCUAUAAAACAUCUUACUUUGACCAGAAGAUUGAUCACUUUGGAUUUCUUGAAGAUGGCACGUUCAAACAGAGAUACCUCACAGCCGACCAGCACUGGCAGCGGCCAGGAGGACCCAUCUUGUUCUACACCGGGAACGAAGGCGACGUCACCUGGUUCUGCAACAACACUGGCUUCAUGUGGGAAGUUGCGGAGGAGUUGGGCGCCAUGCUGGUUUUUGCAGAACAUCGUUACUAUGGAGAGUCCUUGCCGUUUGGACCAGACUCUUUCAGUGACAGCAAGCGUCUGAACUACCUGACCUCGGAGCAGGCCCUGGCUGACUUUGCAGUGCUGAUUCAGAGCCUGAAGAAGACUUUACCGGGGGCUGAGCGGAGCCCUGUCAUCGCUGUGGGGGGGUCGUAUGGGGGGAUGCUCUCUGCCUGGUUCAGGAUGAAAUACCCCAAUGUCGUCGUCGGCGCUCUGGCAGCCUCUGCUCCCAUAUGGCAGUUCCCUGGCAUGGUGCCAUGUGGAGACUUCUACAAAGUCGUCACUCAAGACUUUGCCAAAAGCGGCUUUAACUGUGACACGAACAUCAGGGAAUCGUGGAAGGCCAUCAACAACGUCUCGUCCACAGCUCCUGGUCUUCAGUGGCUGUCGGAGGAAUUCAGUUUGUGUGCCCCUCUGAAAAACAAGAUGGAGGUCGCUGCCUUCAAGGGCUGGCUCCAGGAGACGUGGGUGAACCUGGCCAUGGUGGACUACCCCUACCCGGCCAAUUUCCUCCAGCCUCUGCCUCGCUGGCCAAUCCAGGUGGUCUGCAAGUCUCUGAGUUUUGACUCGCCUGUGUCUGACUACCAACUCCUGCACGGCGUCUCCCAAGCGGUGAAGGUCUACUAUAACUUCACCGGCGGCGCCUCCUGUCUCAACACGUCUCAGACGGCGACCGGCAGCCUCGGCGUCCUCGGCUGGUUUUACCAGGCCUGCACGGAGAUGGUGAUGCCCAUGUGCAGCGACGGCGUGCAGGACAUGUUCGAGCCCGAGGAGUGGAACUUCCAGGCCUUCUCCGACGAGUGCAGCAGCAUGUUUGGCGUCAGGCCGCGGGCCGACUGGGCUGCCACGCUGUACGGGGGGAAGGACAUCGCCUCCCACAGCAACAUCAUCUUCAGUAACGGAGGCCUGGAUCCCUGGUCAGCCGGAGGAGUGACUCAGAACCUCUCCGAUUCUCUGGUGUCCAUCAUGAUUCCUGACGGAGCCCAUCACCUGGACCUCCGCUACAGCAACGACCUGGACCCGCCCUCGGUGCGGGCUGCCCGGGCGUUAGAGGUGCAGUAUUUCCGGCAGUGGAUCAGGCAGGCUGAAAAGACUCGGUGAGCGGCAGUGACCUCUCCCAAGGUCUCAAAAAAUCCCAGGAAAACCUGCACAGCUUGGAUGUUCACAAAGAUUUUGUUUUAAAUUGUGCUGAAAUAGAAUUUCACACACUGCGCUUAUUCCAAAGUUUCUGAAUUGACACUUCACUGGAGGCAACAAGGUACUGGAUUAUCAUCAAUCUCUGAUCUGCUGGUCAC
Salarias fasciatus (jewelled blenny) is the source of this 1954-nucleotide messenger RNA. RefSeq names its product prolylcarboxypeptidase (angiotensinase C) (gene prcp). The transcript has 9 exons. Gene Ontology annotation, biological process: regulation of blood vessel endothelial cell migration; angiogenesis involved in wound healing; negative regulation of systemic arterial blood pressure. The record is from RefSeq and is a predicted model, not a curated record. Lineage: Eukaryota; Metazoa; Chordata; Actinopteri; Blenniiformes; Blenniidae. Gene Ontology annotation, molecular function: dipeptidyl-peptidase activity; serine-type exopeptidase activity. The coding region runs from base 276 to 1760 and encodes 494 amino acids.